Molecule: messenger RNA, 2217 nt
Organism: Planococcus citri (citrus mealybug)
Lineage: Eukaryota; Metazoa; Arthropoda; Insecta; Hemiptera; Pseudococcidae
Product: protein scarlet-like
Exons: 14
Coding region: 303-2162 (619 amino acids)
Biological process (GO): transmembrane transport
Cellular component (GO): plasma membrane; cytoplasmic vesicle membrane
Molecular function (GO): ATP binding; ABC-type transporter activity; ATP hydrolysis activity
Source: RefSeq, a predicted model, not a curated record
GUACCAUCAGACCCACUGACCACUCGUCGUUCAUUCAAAACACGUUUUUCACUAUAUUCGUCCUCGUAGUUUUAUGAUUUAGUCCGCGAGACCGUGACUUUGAAGAUUUUUAAAUUAAAAUAAUUUCGAUUAGAAAGUUUAAAGCUGAAAAUUGGUACGAAUAUUUUUUUUUAGUAUUUUUAAAAAAAUAUUUCUGUGUGUGAAUCUGUUCCAAACAUGUGAAAAAUUGCAAGAAAACCGGACAUUCCACAUGUUGCAACUUCGUACAAGAUUUUAUUAAAAUAGAGUGAAAUUUGAAAAAUAUGGAGGAUAACCCUGAAGCUAUGGAAACCAAAGGCGUCUCAAUGACGUGGAAAAACUUGACAGUCAAUGUUGAUAUCAGAACGCAGCAUUUUUUUCGGAGUACCACCCAUACUGUGAAAGAAUUGAUUCAUAAUGUGAAUGGAUACGUGAAAUCGAAUACAUUGAUUGCUAUCAUGGGGGCAAGCGGAUCAGGAAAAAGCACCUUGAUGUCAGUACUGGCAAACAGACAAUCACGAGAAUUUAAAGCAAACGGAGAUAUACGAUUAAAUGGCCAAAAAGUACCACCUGAAUUAAUGAGGACAAUUUCAGGAUUCGUUUACCAAGUUGAUUUAUUCGUUCCUACGUUAACUGUUUUUGAGCAUUUACAUUUGGCGGCACGAUUAAAAUUAGAUAGAAGAACUACCGCCGAAGUUCGUAGAAAAUUAGUAGAUGAAAUAUUAAGGGAUGUUGGUCUGACAAAAUGUGCGAAUCGUUUUAUUGGUACUUCAAGUGAAGAAGAUGGAAAGCUAAAUUUAUCAGGAGGUGAACGAAAACGAUUAUCUGUGGCUACAGAAUUAUUAAUCAAUCCAGCUUUGCUGUUUUGUGACGAACCAACCACAGGUUUAGAUUCGUUCACUGCUUUAAAAGUGAUGACCAUUAUGAAAAAAAUGACUGAACAGAGAGGCAAAACGAUUAUUUGCUCUAUUCAUCAACCUAGUGAGAAAAUAUUGAAUCUGUUUCAUCAAAUAAUAUUGCUAUACGAUGGCAAUGUAGCUUUCAGUGGUACUACCGGAGAUGCUUUGGAAUUUUUUCAAAGUAUUGGUUAUUAUUACAACAAAGAACAAAAUCCGGGAGAUUAUUUGGUAAAAAGUGUAUCAGUCGUUCCAGGAUGCGAAUCAGAAUCCAUCGAUAAAGUUGCCGAGAUUUGUUACAAAUUUGAAAGAAGUCGAUAUGCAAAAUAUGUAUACGAAAGAAUUGAACUGGAAACCAAACAGACAGAAAAGCUCGACAGACUGGAAAAAAUCGAUCAUAUUUCUUGGCUUUUCAAGUUUUACUUAAUCACUUAUCGUGAAGUUCUGAAUUCUAUAAGAGAUUCAUCAAUACAGUACAUUCUUAUCCUGAAAAGAGUAGUAAUCGCUGUACUUAUAGGGGCUAGUUUGAGGAAACCUGAAAUUUUGGAUCAAGCAAGUGUCCAGUCAAUGAAAGGAAUAUUAUUUGUGUGCGGCAAUCAAAAUUUCCUUCCUUCUCUUUACGUUGCAUUAAAUCAUUUUCCAAGAAAAAUGCCAAUGUUUAUGCGAGAGUAUUCGAAUAAUAUGAACACACCAUUGAUUUUCUAUUUGUCAAAUUUCAUUUCUUUGAUUCCAGGAUUAUUGUUCGAUCCAAUUUUAUUUACCGUUAUAGCGUACUCACUAUUGGGGCUACCUAACAAUUGGUUCGCUGUUCUUGUUAUCAUGACAGUCAAUAUAUUAGUUUUUUUUACAUCAGCUUCAUACGGAAUUCUAGUAUCAUUAUUGGCGCCAAAUAACUUGACCAUUGCUGAAACUUUUAUAUUAAUGGUCAGAACAUUUUUCUACAUAUUCUGCGGAGUAGUAAUGAACAUAAGAACAAUUCCAGUCAUAUUUCUAUGGAUACGAUACACUUCAUGGGUCACUUACGCCUUUGAAUGUGUGAUGAUCGUGUAUUUUGAAGACGUUAAAUAUAUUCGGUGCUCGAAAGCAGCAGAUGUGCCUUGUUUGAGAAACGGGCAAGAAGUCUUGAACUCGAUUGGUUUCGAUAGCGAUAAUUUACAGAGGAAUGUGAUUAUAAUGUGUUGUAUUUAUUUAGUCCUGCAUUUACUUAGCUUUAUCACGUUGAGGAUUAAAUUGUAUUUGGGUAGGUAAUUGAUUUGUGGUGUAGUUUUCACAUUAAAGAUUUGUUUUUGUGUUGCUCUCAUUA